Carassius carassius (crucian carp) is the source of this 1683-nucleotide messenger RNA. RefSeq names its product carbohydrate sulfotransferase 2-like. Gene Ontology annotation, biological process: carbohydrate metabolic process; N-acetylglucosamine metabolic process; sulfur compound metabolic process. Gene Ontology annotation, cellular component: Golgi membrane. Gene Ontology annotation, molecular function: N-acetylglucosamine 6-O-sulfotransferase activity. The record is from RefSeq and is a predicted model, not a curated record. NCBI's taxonomy places the organism in Eukaryota, Metazoa, Chordata, Actinopteri, Cypriniformes, Cyprinidae.
UAUUAGGUGUUUGAUGGCAAAACAGGUCACAUUUGGGUUUUCAUUAAGAACAAAUUUAGCUUGCAUGAAAACAUCAGUUGAAUUUAAUAGCGUUUGCUGCUCAUCCAGUGUGACUGACUGGUUCAAAGCAAAAUGAGAAGCAAAUUCCUACAACUUCAGUUGCCUGCACUAGGGGAAAAGAAUGGUGUUUAUGGCAGAAAUCUCGAAACAUAUCCCAAAAAACACGAAAAACGGAGAAAAACAAUUGUGCUAUUUAUAGCUUAUUUUCUGCUGUUAGUUCUUACCAUGUUGAACUUGGCUAACUACAGGUGGACUAAAGAACCCCAACAGUGUAAUCUCCAGAUGAGAAGCACUCCAUAUCAGGGUAGAUCAGACAUUCGGUUCCUUUACAGACUAUCUCUUGCUAGGAAGAGACAGCUCAUCUAUGUUUUGACCACAUGGAGGUCCGGCUCAUCUUUUUUUGGAGAGCUAUUUAAUCAACACCCAGAGGUUUUCUUUCUUUAUGAACCGAUGUGGCACAUCUGGCAAAAGCUGUACCCGGGUGUUGCUGUGUCCUUACAAGGAGUAGCAAGGGACAUGCUAAGCUCGUUGUACCGCUGUGAUCUUUCAGUUUUUCAGCUGUACAACAGCCCUGGGGGCAAAAACUUCACCUCCCUUGAACUUUUUGGGGCCACGCUUAAUAAAGUCAUCUGCUCGUAUCCUCUUUGCUCCUCUAAUAGGAAAGAAGUGGUUGGGAUGGUGGAUGACAAAGUGUGCAAAAAAUGUCCUCCACAAAGCCUCAGGCUCUUAGAAGAAGAAUGUUUUAAGUACAACACUAUAGUCAUAAAAGGGGUCUGGAUUCUGGAUGUCAAUGUUUUGGCACCCCUUAUGAAGGAUCCGUCUCUGGAUCUCAAGGUGAUUCACCUUGUGCGAGAUCCCAGAGCCGUGGCCAACUCCAGGAUCAAAUCGAGGCACGGGUUGAUUCGUGAGAACUUGCAAGUGGUUCGAAGCAGGGAUCCCAAAUUGCGUAGGAUACCCUUUGUGGAUCCUAGCCACAAAAUUAGCAAAAAAGACGGAGCAGAUUACCAUUCAGUUGGAGCUAUGGAGGUAAUAUGUGAUCGGACCUACAGAAGCCUGAAGAUUGCCUUAAAUCAGCCCAGCUGGCUGAAAGGGAAAUACCUGGUGGUGCACUAUGAGGAUCUGGUGGAAAACCCUGUCAAAACGCUCCGGAAUGUUUAUCAGUUUGCCAAUCUAAGUGCCAACCUUGACAUCGAGUCUUUUUCUCUUAACAUGACGAAUGGCACAAGCUCUUCCUCAAAGCCAUUUAUUGUGUCUGCCAGGAAUGCGACACAGGCGACCAGUGCAUGGAGAACAGUGUUAAGUAUUCAACAGAUACAACAAGUGGAGGAGUACGGUCAUCAUGCAAUGGCAAUCCUUAAUUAUGAACGUGUAAGAACAGCUGGAGAAGCAAAAGACUUGAGUAAAUCUUUAUUGACUGCUUCCAAACUGUGACAGCUUUCAAAUGUCUACCUGAAACAGAGCAUCAGCUCAGUAACAGUGGAUUUGUUUGUUUAAAUCAAAGUGCUUUUGUAGGAUUUCAAAAUCUCUUUAUGGAAUGUCAUAGUUCUUUUCUGAUCAUUCAGUACAGCACCCUUCCUUUUCUAAAUGGACCUGUAGAUGAUUGAUACAUUAGCAUCUGUGAAC